Molecule: messenger RNA, 6182 nt
Organism: Neodiprion fabricii
Lineage: Eukaryota; Metazoa; Arthropoda; Insecta; Hymenoptera; Diprionidae
Gene: CkIIalpha
Product: casein kinase II subunit alpha
Exons: 9
Coding region: 531-1583 (350 amino acids)
Biological process (GO): protein phosphorylation
Cellular component (GO): cytosol; nucleus; protein kinase CK2 complex
Molecular function (GO): protein serine/threonine kinase activity; ATP binding
Source: RefSeq, a predicted model, not a curated record
UAACCGCCCGAAUGCUGGCGUGUGAUUUCUUCUCGCGUAAUUGUGUGCACGAUUCGGGUGGUGUGUGCGCGCUGUGCAGUGUGUAGCAUCUUGAACCUCGUUCACGUCGUGAGCAGCUCCUAGACUCCGAGUAAAAAAAGAGAUAAACUUUUCGUAUCGUUGGAUCGGGACGCACUGCGACCAAAUGUCGUCACCCCGUUGAAUUUCCCAAGAUGCACACGUUUACCUCUGAUCGAGGGUAAACCGAAUUCUGCUGCUUCAAUCAAUAUACACAAAUUGCUGUAAGAUAAUGUUGCAUGAUGCUAAUUCCUCGAAAUGAUGACCAGUCAUGAUUUGUGGAAGUCAUAACCAGCUCUGAUGACCAAAGGAAUGACUAUAAAUGUCUACUUCUGCAUUCAUAUGUUGGUAGCAGUAGCAGGGUGAGCGGUGGAUGCAGCGUAGUUAGUAGCCGAUCCUUUUGGCUCAGCGACGGUGGCAGUGCAAUUAGUUUAGUUAAGAACAGUAACGAAGACGUCAACGAUCUUGUGACAAUGGCGCUGCCAAGCAGAGCACGAGUUUAUUCGGACAUCAAUUCACACAAGCCUCGCGAGUACUGGGACUACGAGUCCUACGUCGUUGACUGGGGUCAACAAGAUGAUUACCAAUUAGUCAGAAAACUGGGCCGGGGGAAAUACAGCGAAGUAUUUGAAGCCAUUAAUGUCACAAAUAAUGAAAAGUGUGUCGUCAAAAUAUUAAAGCCAGUAAAGAAGAAGAAGAUAAAGAGAGAGAUCAAAAUUCUGGAAAACUUGAGGGGUGGGACCAAUAUUAUCACACUACAGGCAGUUGUCAAAGACCCGGUUUCAAGGACACCAGCAUUAAUAUUCGAACAUGUUAAUAACACCGACUUCAAACAGCUCUACCAGACCCUUACGGAUUAUGACAUACGAUACUACCUCUAUGAAUUGUUAAAGGCUUUGGACUAUUGCCAUAGUAUGGGAAUAAUGCAUAGAGAUGUAAAGCCGCACAACGUGAUGAUCGAUCAUGAAAAUCGAAAGCUGCGGCUAAUUGACUGGGGAUUAGCAGAAUUUUAUCAUCCGGGACAGGAGUACAACGUACGUGUAGCGUCUCGCUAUUUUAAGGGCCCAGAGCUGCUAGUCGACUACCAGAUGUACGAUUACUCCUUGGAUAUGUGGUCGCUAGGCUGUAUGCUGGCGAGUAUGAUAUUUAGGAAAGAGCCAUUUUUCCAUGGACACGACAACUACGACCAGCUGGUGAGAAUCGCCAAGGUCCUAGGAACAGAGGAGCUCUUUGAGUACCUGGACAAGUAUCACAUUGAACUAGAUGCUCGUUUCAACGACAUUUUGGGUCGACACUCGCGCAAGCGUUGGGAACGCUUUGUCCAUUCUGAAAACCAGCAUCUUGUUUCGCCCGAGAGCCUUGACUUCCUUGAUAAACUUCUGCGCUAUGACCAUUAUGAAAGACUCACUGCGCGUGAAGCAAUGGACCACCCAUAUUUUUAUCCUAUAGUAAAGGAACAAGGUCGGCUUACCAUGGUGUCGUCGUCACCUACUCCCAUGACGGGCUCACUGCCUGUAGUUGAGUAGCGGCCCAGAUGACCACAGCGUGGCAGCGGGCAGAAUGCCGGUACCAGUUGCGGUUUCCGGGUCGGCCGGGCUAGGGGUCGGGGACGGGGUCGAAGGAGGGGGAGGGGGCCCUAUCGAAGAGCCCCCACCCCCCCAACCGAUUUCCCAGCUUAUAUAAAUUCAACAUCCCUAAAUUAUCGAAUAACCCCAAAGCUACUUCUGAACACAAUAGAACAUCAGACAUACAGUAUCGUCAACGUGAUACCAUUGCGCACCACUAGAAUCCAGUUUGAGGCCAACGAGUCAGUUGAACCUUUAAAACCAGAGACCAUUCGUUAUUUUAACUUUGACAGCGCCGAACUUGCUCUUCAGAUCCCUCGCAGCUUGUCUGGUGUUGACGUUAUUCAAAUUUCUAAAAUGUUGAAGAUGAUUGUGCGAUGGAUUUGCAGCGUCUUGUCAUCAAAAACUAGCCGUAACCAUUCUAACCAAUUGUUAAUAAUACUGGGUGUCUAUUUAAUUAUGAUAACGGUGUGCGGACUGUCUCUGUGGCUUGUGAUACAACCGCUCAUAAAAAAAUGACGUCGCCAGAUCACACAUUUAAGUCCUGAUUUUUUCACAGAUUGUUCACGUUUACGAAUACACCGAUAGCUAUAAUAGGUCAUUCAAUUUACUAUAUUUAACGAUGAUAAAAAUGUUCAUUUAUAUCUGAUACCACUAUAAUAGCUGAAUAAAAUGUUUGUUAUAGCCAAAAUUUUUUUUCAACAUCUGUAUACCUGUAUCCAACAUAUUAACUUUUACCGAAUGUAAUUUUUGAGCAUUACGAACUUCUUGUAGUAAUAUUCAUGAGAAAUUUAAUACGAAGGCUAAUAUGCUGUUGCUGAGUAUUCAUGGAUUAACUUAAUUGCUUGUUUCACUGUGACGAUUGGAGUAAUCAAUGGAAAACUUGAAUGAAUUAUUAGUUCCGAUGCACUUGGUCGUCAAUAUGAAACAAUAUUAUAGAAAGAAUUAUUGUUGGUACAUCCCAUCUUCAUUUAUAAACUUGGCAAAUUGAAUCAAGAUUCAUCUUUUAAAACAUAACGUAAUUAACAUACGUCAUCACAUAGUGUCGGUAUAUUUAUAAUAUUAUGUUUUGAAAAAAAGACUUAUACCCUUUAUUGAUUGAACAAUGAACAUUGAAUAAUGUCAGUUUAUAAUCGCAGCACAUGAACUGCAUUGAUUGUUCUAAAAACAAUAAACACUUAUUUUUAAAAUGAAACUGUGAAAAAGUUGGAACACUGCGAAUAAGGUGAAUUGCUUUAGAUUUUAGAAUGAUAUUCAAAAUUACUUGGCUUUAGUAAUGUGUUUUAUAGAUAGUUUAGUAGAUGAGACUAACGUUAUUGAAAGAAAGUAAUUUUGAAGAUACAAUUUUACCAAAAUAAAAUCAAACCACAGUAGCGGGAGGUAAUGCAGCUCUCAUAUCACACGCUUUACAUCGUCAACUCUUAGUCUACUUUAUUACAUGUGGAUAAUACCUUGAUAUUUGUAUUAAAAUUCCACCCCUGUGAAACUACCGUGUUUAAGACUUGACAUACGGAGAUCACACCUAAGUACUGCCACAGAUUAACAAAAAUGAAUAGUAACCUGGACGAACGUCAUAUAUAUUCUAUAUCAGUGUUGAAAGAUGAGGCGUUUUGCUUGCCAAAAAGAUGCCAGAAAGAUAAAAAUUCAAAUACUGCGAGUCUAACAUAUCUUUCAACAAAUCAAAUAAAUGCGAUGUCAAAAUUGGCAACUUAUAUGUUUUCUGUUUAUCAAUGAUUCAAACAUUGUAUUACUCCGUAAUAAAAGGAAUAGUAAUGUGCAAAUUGGAGGACGAUAGUGAAUAACUUGAUAAAACUAAAGUUCCAAGCUAGGAAAUCAAAACUUACAACUACUAGCCGCUUCAGCAGCUAUUUAACCAGUAUUUUCAAUUCGGUUUAUGGACCUGACUAGUAGUUGCGAGAUCGAACCGUUGAAGGCAUACAUAUUUGUCUCAGAAGUGUGUUGACCUGCCCUGAGCUGGUACUUAGAAAAAAUAAUAAAUUUUCAAAUAAUAAUGUAACCAUUUCAUAAGUAUGUUCAAUGCAAGGCUGGUUGUCACACUAAUUCAAUACUUUCACAUCGUUACAUAGAAACAUUAUAAUAUAAAUAAGAAAAGCGUGCAUGACCCUGAUCCAUGAUUUUUAUUAAACAACUUUCAGUCAGCACACUUUUGAUUUUCUAUGAUGAGCCAAUUACACAUAUAUUUUCAUUGCAUAAUUAUGUCUUAAGGGGUCUGUAAAGAUGUUUAUACCUAUAUGUCAUUUUAUCUAUGAUUUCUGCCUGUUUGAAUCCAAUGGUUUAUGACGCAUUACAACGUAUAAUAUACAUAUGUCAUUAUUCGCAAAUUUUUAUCGAUUCAGUCGAGUCAUAUUCGACUGAUUUUAGCUUAGUGACCAUCUAACGUAUGGUACAUCGAAUGAUAAUAUUAUCGAGUGGAUGUAUGUGCUUUUAAUAUCCACACAGUAUGUAUCGCUAACUUGUUUUGAGCAAAAUCGCGUCCAUUAAUGUACAUUUGUUUACAUGCAUUUCUACGUUAUAUUAUUUGAAUAUUGAUAAAAAAAAAAUUUCAUUUCCUAGGUAAUAUAUCUAAGAAUAUGCUUUGAAACCCAUUAGUUGAGAAUACUAUAGAUUUGUAUAAGCACAUCUGGGUUCAGACAGGUGAUUUGAUUUAGUUUUUAAAUCAAUCGAGUAACUAAAAAAGAUAGAAUUAUAUAAACGUAUAUGGUUUUCCUUGCAUUAAUUUAUAAUAUACCUAUCCAAUUUGAUAUUGUCAUAACUAAAGUAUUUGGGGCAUAUUAAAUACAUGAUGAUCCGAGAGUAUAUGAAAAACCAAAUAAAUAAUUUGCAAUAUUUCUUUACUUAAAUUUUUUAUUUAAACUUGAUAUUAAAAUGAUACACAUUGCAGUGUCGAUGUAAGCUCAUGGCUUGUGGCUAAUGUGACUCUUGCUUAUACCAUUGUCAAUGGUAUUCGUAAUUUUGAAGCCCCAGAAGAGUAGAUUACAGUAUAGAAAUAUUCUAACAAAUUAAAACUUGUAAUACAUUUUUACAUUAAAGUACCGCCCAAGUCAUAAUCUUUCCUAAACUGGCACACUGUUUUUGCCAAUGCGCGAUGCUGGCCAUACGCACAUACGCACUGAUACACACACACACAAGUCCUGGAAACAAUUCCGAACAUUAAACAGUUACAGCGUAUUCACUUAAUUUAACGACAUUUUUUUUAAAUGACUACGUAAUCUCUAAAGGUGAAUUCGAAUAAAACCUCGUGUUACUUGUUGGCACAGUGUACCAAUUUCGUAGGUAUGGUAGAUAAAUUAUAGUAUCGAUGUUCACACGUUUAUUUAUGAUUAUUAUGUGUUGGCGAUUUGUGAGCCGAGCAAGAAUUAUUACUCAGAAUUGUUAUAUACUGAACUGUUAUAUAAGAUAAGGCAAUACCUAUGUAUAUCAUUGGCCCUUGUGUGUAGUUCUCAAAACAAUGUGUGCAAUAGCAUCUUAAUACGACAAUUUGCUAUGGCAAAAACAGUGUGUAAAUAUUCGUUCUCCCCAAAACCUCUGUUCAUAUGUUAAGUUUACAAUAAUCUAGUUUAGUUUUAUAGAAAAGAAAAACAAAAAAAAACUAUAAUUACUCUAUUAAAGAAAAGUAAUUAAUGAAAAACUGAAUAAAUGGAUUAAUAUUAAUCGGAAGAGUCGGUAUGAUUAUUUGUGUUUGUCGCAUAUUUAUCGAAAGAUAUAAUAAAUAUUGUUUACGAAUAAGUAGUUGAACUAUUCAACGUAAUUCUAUUUGGUAACAAAUAGGAAUAAAAGUAAAAGAAAAAUAAAAUCAAGACAAACUCUCUCGUGUUUCAUAAUCUGUAUUUCACAACGUCUGAUGAAGAGACUAACUUCGAGAUUGAUUUCAGUAUAAGUUUUUUCAAAUUCUCACAAUUGAUAAAUUAUUGCUUCCAUAAAGAGUUGAAAAUGAUAAUAAUAGAAAAAAGCAAAUACUAACUAAAAUACAUGAUUUUUAUUACCACAGCUUUCAAAUUUUAGUUAUGUUACUUUUGAUACAUUACAAAUGCGACAUACAGGCCUUGUAUAGAUCAAAUAUAAAUCAUAAAUUAUACACACAUGAACUAGUGAUAGUAAAACAUUUUUUACACCAUCGCAUUGUACUAGGUGAUCAAAAAAUGUUUCGUAAAAUAUUGUAAAUACUAAGUGUAUUUAAUUUCUUGAACAUGCAACAUAAUUCACGUCAUUUUUUUGAACUUAGCUUUAAGACAAUAACUGUAACAAUGUUCCCAAGGCAGUUUCGGAAAAGUCAUGUUAUGGGUAGCAUUUUGUACCUAUGCUGCAUUAUUCAACCUUUGUAAUCUAUCCCGUAACUAAUCUCGUCUUUGUCGAAAAUUAAAUUCUUGUUAAGUAAAUACGUAAUAUAACAAAUGUUUUCCAACUUAGGCAGGAAAAUAUACAUGCAUACAAUAAUACAGCGUUUUUAUGUCCAAAAUUGUAAUAUCGCUAAACUAAUGAUAAUGUAUAGGAAUACAAAGGUAAAAUACAAUUUUGUUUCGAUAUAUAUAUAUAUAUAUA